GUAUACAUUUACGAAACGGCGUUGAACGUGUAGUAGCAGCUUCGUGUUGUUUUAAACUAGCUUUUAAAUAGGAUAUUCUUGUUGUUUUUAUAACAUUCAUGUGCCUGCUAUUCAAGAGUGUCGCUAGCCAGCUAGGCUAACAAGUGAUGUUGAGUGUGUCAUCAUGUCAAAGCAGCCGCUGGGAAAGACACUUUUGAGGAAUGUAAUCCGCCAAACAGGUGCCCACAACAAGAUCCAGGAGGAGACGGAGAUGUGGAAAAUGCGAAGCUGGGAGGUCCAAAUGUCCCAGUGCAAACAAUCGUCCAACACAGAGAGUGUGAGGGGGCGAUUGCACUGUGAUCGAGUGCCAGAUCAAGGCAGGGACCUGAGUCAGAGCAGAGUCUCAGAACAUGACGACAGAGAGACUCGUUACUGGACUCGCAAACUGUAUGAAUUUGAGGCCAAUGAUCCUGACAGGUGGGGACACAGUGGCUUCAAGGAGCUUUAUCCAGAGGAGUUUCAAAAUGACGGUGAAAGGAACAGCGGCAGAAAGAAGAUUGCACGCCACAAAACGUCCAAGUCUGACAAGUCCAAGUCUGACACAGAAGCAAGCUUAUCAAAACGAUCAAAAAAAUGCUCCAGAAAAAAGAAAAAGAAGAAGAAAGAUGAGGACAGAAGGCGUAAGAAAGCGGACUGCUCGAGCAGCGGUGAUGACAGCAGCACGACCAAAGACAAGCAGAGGAGGAAAAGGACUAAAAGCCGACAUAAAAACAAGAAAAAUGCAAAAGCCAGAAGGAGAGAAGAGGACAGCAGCCCAGGGGACAGUAAUGAUGAUGAAGACAGGGAGAGAAGGACUCGCAGUCGCAAAAGGCGAAAGCAGGACUCCCCCAGAGACUCGGACUCGGGGCCGAACUUAAAAAAGAAGAGGAGGAAAAACUGGAAAGCAGCAGAUGAGGAGAGCUCACACGAUAGUUCUGGAGACUAAGGUUUACAGACACGAUGGGACCCACAGCUCAGGUAAAGAUCAGGAAAACUACAACCUAUUCUUUUGUUCGCCUUAACUUCUCAGAGGGCUUUCCUGCGCCGGGCCGUUCUGUAUCUGUUAGACAUCAGCAGACCCGUGCUGUCGGGGGUGCUGGUGCUGCAGCAACCUCAUCCACCUGUGCGGAGGCUUAAAGCACAGCACAGCAGUGCAGACAGCGUGAAGAAGGGUGAGGAUGAGGAGGGGGAGGGGAGGGGAGGGCGGUAUCCAACGCCUGCCUCGCGAAGAACUCUGUCAGCUGCAGGCUCAUUGAUUUGAUCAUUGACUCUCGCCUCACGAGGAGAACGUCCUGUCCUGAUCUGACCAUUGUUUCUUUUUUUUGUAGAACAUUUUUAUUUAA
Messenger RNA from Scatophagus argus, 1361 nucleotides. It is a transcript of the gene nkapd1, whose product is annotated as NKAP domain containing 1. NCBI's taxonomy places the organism in Eukaryota, Metazoa, Chordata, Actinopteri, Scatophagidae. The record is from RefSeq and is a predicted model, not a curated record. The transcript has 6 exons. Bases 164 to 964 code for a protein of 266 amino acids.